GAGUCGGUGCCCCUGCCGCAUCCAUUGAAAAGCUUAGUGACAACAGAUGGCAGCUGCAUGGAUAUGUACCUCUCCCUUCUAUCUGACAGAGAUUGGCCAUUCUUAUUGUAGCCAACGCACUCCGACGGUCAUCAGUCGGUGCAAUUAUACUAUCCUUACAUUCUUCGUGGAUCUACUGCCGCAGCAUACUUCAUAUUGACCGCGUGUCAGCCAUAUUGUUCUUCCGGUAGGAUGGGCCACAUCCUUGAUCUGCCCACGGAGCUCCUCCCGAUAAUAUAUCUGCACUUGAACAACAUUGACGAUGCUCUUCACCUGGCCCGCUGCUGCAAACGUUUCAAUGGCGUCUUUGAAUAUCAUCGCUUGGCAAUUCUGCGCAAUAUCAUCCAAAAUGCCGAUCAUCAUGUCUACGAUGCGCGCUUGUGUGAAGAGAUCGGAUUGCACGAACACUACACGCUACACAUGUCCCAGACCCGCUUCGUUUCCUUUGAUCCAACUCUCCGCCGGACGGUCAUGAACGCGUACCGAGCCUCCCUUCAGCCCAGUCCCGUGCUGCCGGCCAACGUGGUCUGGGACACGCUGGUGCGAUGGCAAGCCAUGCGGUUGCUAUUUGACCUCUACUGCGACGCAUCCGUGCACGAGACGUAUUCCCAGUCCGCGUUUCGAUUUGACCAAGGUCAGGAUGACGAGCUGGUGGACACCUACCGACCCUUUCCGCCUCCAUCCGGCGCGGUGUGCCCAGGCUUUGCCAUCCUGGACCAUCACCACCGACAGCGCGCCUAUGAACGGUUCUACAAGGCGCUCACGGCACACUGGUGGCUCGUCGAGCGGCGGUGGGCCAUCCGGGUCGAUGUGUAUGAGACCCCCGAGGAGUGCGUCGAGGCCUUCCUGACCCUGAGACCGACGAUGCGGCAGUUCGUCAACCCCGCGCACACGAUCCAGGAAUGGAUGGAUCUUCUCGAGCUGGACGACUUUGUGUGGAAUUUCCUCGCGCGCCGAGCUCUCGACCUGACGGACCGGGCAGCCUGGCUCUUGGCCACCUGGUCCCGCAUUUUCAACCCCGUCGACCGCUACCGUCAGGAUGAACUGGCACAAGCCUGGGGGCGCGUGCUCCCCCGGAUCCUAGGGUACUUACGACCGUCCAAUAUCAUUGAACUGCUCCUGCGGUCCCAGUGGGCGUCGCGCGGGGACUGGAGACUCAAUCGAGAGACCUAUUUGCGCCAUAUCGGAGACCUGGACGCGCCGUUUGGGGUGUAUGCGAAUGGCGACCUGGACUUUACCGAAGCCAUGCCACAGCUCCGGUUUCUGGAAGGUGCGGUCGAUGAAGCAUUGGUGCACCUUUCUCGCGGCAUCGGACCCGAUACGCGGGAGGUGUGUACCUAUACCCGAUUGACGGUCGUGGAGCAGCAGCUCUGGUUUCUGUGGACCACGUAUCGAUUCGAUGCCUGGCCGGAGCACGUCCGGGGUCAGCUCUUCUUCUGGGACGACCGGGACUCGAGGCAGAUGGUGCAGCGGAUCCAGGGGGCGGUGCCUCUGCCUCCGGAGGCGUAGUAGCAUCCGACUUGGAGUUCGCUUG
Molecule: messenger RNA, 1573 nt
Organism: Aspergillus ibericus CBS 121593
Lineage: Eukaryota; Fungi; Ascomycota; Eurotiomycetes; Eurotiales; Aspergillaceae
Exons: 1
Coding region: 232-1548 (438 amino acids)
Molecular function (GO): protein binding
Source: RefSeq, a predicted model, not a curated record